UGCUCCGCUGCGCUCUGCGCCUGUGGACUUCAGCAGAAGUCAGUAAGAACAUUAAGACAACCAAAAAGAUAAAGAGAGAGAAAGGGAGGGAAGGGAGGAAGGGAUACAGACAGACGGAGAGAGAGAUACUCCUCUGUCCUCCUCCAGCACACCACUGGUCUUAAUGCAUUUGGACGGACGCGAUACCUCCUGUGUGAGCACUGAUCGGGAUACUAAGCACACAGCUAUCGGUUUAUUACACCUUUAGCCUCCUCUCCAUCCCGUCUUGUGGUUAGGUUUGCCCACGUCGUGUUUCGAGGCAGCAGCAGCAGCAAUUAAUUGCGUAGCCGGAGCCGAGGCGCCAAUCAGUGAAAUUAUUUAUCGACUGGGAAGAUAUAUUUUUUAUCCAAUAUCUGCAUCCCGGGGGCUGUAUGAAAGAGCACAGAAAAGGUUAUUCCUGACUCCUCUCUGCACUGGAUGUGUAUAUGUGCGCUUUAGGCUGUCGCUGCGACUGGUGAUACGGACUAGGACAUCCAGCUGCCACUGAGAUGUGAUUCUCUGGGAUUUCAUUUCACUUUGAGAAAGCAGAGUACAUUAUAACAGGCCUGUAUGGUGUCAGGAACACUGAGCUGUGAGAGAAACAGCUCACCACAAGACUGUCUGGGCUCAGCAGGAAGUACCUCCAUAUCUACUUCCAGGUCAACCUCAGACGUCAUGUGGAUCCGAUGCCUGCUCUUCGUCUCAACCUUGUUUGCUCCAAUUGCCAUCGCCUAUGGCCGUGCCCCUAUCCCCAUGGCAGUAGUGCGCAGGGAGCUGUCCUGUGAGUCCUACCCCAUCGAGCUGCGCUGCCCCGGCACAGAUGUCAUCAUGAUCGAGAGCGCCAACUACGGCCGCACCGAUGACAAGAUCUGCGACUCGGACCCUGCGCAGAUGGAGAACACACGGUGCUACCUGCCGGAUGCAUACAAGAUCAUGUCACUCCGAUGCAACAACCGUACCCAGUGUGCAGUGGUGGCUGGGCCCGAUGUCUUCCCAGACCCUUGCCCUGGCACAUACAAAUACUUGGAAGUCCAGUAUGAGUGCGUCCCUUAUAAAGUAGAACAAAAAGUAUUUCUGUGCCCUGGCAUUCUGCGAGGAGUAUACCAAAGUGAACAUCUUUUUGAGUCAGACCACCAGUCCGGUGCAUGGUGCAAAGACCCGCUGCAGGCCUCAGACAAGAUCUACUACAUGCCAUGGACACCAUACCGCACAGACACGCUGACAGAGUACUCGUCAAAGGAGGACUUCAUCGCAGGCCGUCCCACCACCACCUACAAACUCCCACAUCGUGUGGAUGGGACUGGCUUUGUAGUAUAUGAUGGUGCACUCUUCUUCAACAAGGAGCGCACACGCAACAUUGUUAAGUUUGACCUACGCACACGCAUCAAGAGCGGUGAGGCCAUUAUUGCCAAUGCCAACUACCACGACACCUCACCAUACCGCUGGGGGGGCAAGUCGGACAUCGACCUAGCGGUGGACGAGAAUGGACUGUGGGUGAUCUAUGCCACGGAGCAGAACAACGGGCGCAUCGUGGUGAGCCAGCUCAACCCCUACACCCUGCGCAUUGAAGGCUCCUGGGACACCAGCUACGACAAACGCUCUGCCUCAAAUGCCUUCAUGAUCUGCGGGGUCCUGUAUGUCAUCAAAACUGUCUAUGAAGAUGAUGACAACGAAGGGACGGGGAACAAAAUUGACUACAUGUACAACACUGAUAAGAGCAAGGAGAUGACGGUUAACAUACCGUUUCCCAAUUCCUACCAGUACAUAGCUGCAGUGGAUUACAACCCAAGAGACAACCUGCUGUACGUGUGGAAUAACUAUCAUGUGGUCAAGUACUCGCUGGACUUUGGCAACAAUGACUAUCGCCCACCUCCCAUGAUCCCUCCUAGCCGAGGAGGGGGAGGAGGGGGAGGUCCAAUUGGUGGUGGAGGUUCCUCCUCUUCGUCUACCAGCCGCACCACCACCACUCGUUCUCCUCCUUACUACACCACCCCAAGGCCUCUUCUCACCACCUCCCCUGGCCAGCGGUACCGAACCACCACCACAGUGCGCCAGCCCGUCCUGGUCCCUGGCGGUGGCUCGUCGUCUGACACCAAUCAGAUUCCUGACACCAUCCAGAAAGCUGGAGGACACUCUCCGCCAGUGCAAGUUCCUCCAGCAGCCCCAAAGCCUCCUGCUCUGCCUCCACAAGACUUCUGCAGUCCAAGGGUGACAGCCGACAUAUCGUGGCCUCGGACACAGCAAGGCCAGACAGCCAAGCAGCCCUGCCCUGUAGGAACACUGGGCGUGGCCACAUACGUGUGCAUGGCCCAUUUGGGCUACUGGGAUCCCCAAGGCCCUGACCUCAGCAACUGCACGUCGCCCUGGGUCAACCACAUCAUGCAAAAACUUCGUUCGGGUGAGACGGCAGCCAUUGUAGCCAGGGAGCUGGCAGAGCAGACCAAAGGGCUUCUGCGUCCUGGUGAUGUGCCAUCCACAGUGCGGGCCAUGGCCCAGCUGGUUGAACUGCUGGACGUCCAGCUCAGGAACCUCACCCCUGGGGGCAAGGACAGCGCUGCCCGCAGCCUCACCAAGCUUCAGAAGAGAGAAAGGUCCUGCAGGUUUUUCACACAGGCUAUGGUGGAGACGGUUAAUAAUUUGCUGCAGCCACGAGCCCAGACAGCGUGGAGAGAGCUGCCCACCAGCGAGCAGCUGCACUCGGCCACUCUGCUCCUUGACACUGUGGAGACUGGGGCUUUUAUGUUAGCUGACAACCUCCUCAAGACUGACACUGUGCAGGAGACCACUGACAACAUCCAGCUGGAAGUGGCCAGGCUGAGCACGGAUGGGAACCUUGCAGACCUGACAUUCCCUCAGUCAGAGCUACAUGGAAACUCCAUCCAGCUGUCAGCCAGCACUCUCAAACAGCACGGCAGAAAUGGUGAGAUCAGGAUGGCCUUUGUCCUGUAUAGGAACUUGGGUUCCUACCUGUCCACAGAGAACGCCAGCGUUAGACUGAGCAGCGAGGCGGUCUAUCCUAAUUACUCUGUUAUCGUCAACUCCCCGGUCAUCACAGCAUCCAUUAACAAGGAGAGCAAUAAGGUUUACCUGUCUGAGCCUGUGGUCUUCACUGUCAAACACCUGCAGCAUUCGGAAGAGAACUUCAAUCCCAACUGUUCGUUCUGGAGCUACUCCAAACGCACCAUGAUGGGAUUCUGGUCAACGCAGGACUGUCGUCUGCUGGCCACAAAUCGCACACACACCAGCUGCUCCUGCACACACCUCACCAGUUUUGCAGUGCUUAUGGCCCAUGUGGAGGUCAAGAAAGCAGACAGCAUGCACGACCUGCUCCUGGACGUGAUCACAUGGGUGGGGAUCCUGUUGUCCCUGGUUUGCUUGCUUAUCUGCAUCUUCACCUUUUGCUUCUUCCGCGGGCUGCAGAGUGACCGCAACACCAUCCACAAGAACCUCUGUAUCAGCCUCUUCAUCGCUGAGUCACUGUUCCUGGUCGGGAUCAACAGGGCCGAUCAGCCGAUUGCCUGUGCAGUCUUUGCGGCCUUGCUCCAUUUCUUCUUCUUGGCAGCCUUCACCUGGAUGUUCCUGGAAGGGGUGCAGCUCUACAUCAUGCUGGUGGAGGUGUUUGAGAGUGAACACUCCAGGACUAAGUACUUCUACCUGGCAGGAUAUGGAGUGCCUGCUGUCAUAGUCGCUGUCUCUGCUGCAGUGGACUACAGGAGCUACGGCACUGACCGAGUGUGCUGGCUGCGAUUGGACACAUACUUUAUCUGGAGUUUCAUAGGCCCUGCUACGCUCAUCAUUAUGCUGAACGUAAUCUUCCUCGGUAUCGCUCUUUAUAAGAUGUUCCAUCAUACGGCCAUUCUCAAACCAGACUCUGGAUGUUUGGACAACAUCAAGUCUUGGGUGAUUGGGGCCAUAGCUCUGCUGUGUCUGCUGGGCCUGACCUGGGCUUUCGGCCUAAUGUACAUCAACGAGAGCACCGUGAUCAUGGCCUACCUUUUCACCAUCUUCAACUCUCUGCAGGGCAUGUUCAUCUUCAUCUUCCACUGCAUACUACAGAAGAAGGUGCGUAAGGAGUACGGCAAAUGUCUGCGCACUCACUGCUGCAGUGGCAAGAGUGUGGAGACAUCCAUUUCCUCCUCCAGUAAGACCACCACCUCACGGACUCCAGGCCGCUACUCCACAGGCUCACAGGUGAGCUUACCUGCCUGCACUCCUGGACGCUACAGCACAGCAGACUCUCAGAGUCGUAUCAGGCGGAUGUGGAACGACACUGUGAGGAAACAGGAGUCCUCCUUCAUCACUGGAGACAUCAACAGCUCCGCCACGCUCAACAGAGAGGGCAUCCUGAACAACGCAAGAGACUCCACUGUUAUGGAUACACUCCCUCUUAAUGGUAACCAUGCCAACAACUACAGCAUGGCCAGCAGUGAGUACUUGAGUGAUUGCGUCCAGAUACUAGACCGUAGCGGUGGCUAUGGCACCCACAGCAACCACAAGGAGACGACCCUGGAGAAGAAGAUCCUCAAGGAGCUGACCUCCAACUAUAUCCCGUCCUACCUCAACAACCAUGAGAGAGCCACUACUGAGCGCAAUCACAACCUAAUGAACAAGCUGGUCAACAACAGCAUGGCCAAUGGAGGGAGCAUGGCAGGAGGCAGCAGCAGCAGCAGCAGCAGUGGAGUUGGUGGGUGUGUGGGCAAAGAGGACAAUGGUCCCAUGGUGCUGGACAACCCUGCAGCCUUCCCCCAUGAGGAGAACCUGGGUUUGGAGAUUAUCAGAGAGGAGUCCAACGCUCCACUCCUGCCGCCACGACCCCCUCCGCCAGACAGUCACCCCCCGCCACCGCCUCCUCCCCACAGCUUCUCCCGGCCACGACGCAUUCCCCAAGAGACCAGCGAAAGCUUCUUCCCCCUCCUGACCAACGAGCACACUGAUGAGCACACGCAUUCACCCAACCACAGAGACUCACUCUACACCAGCAUGCCAGUGCUGACGGACCUCCCAGAUGGGCAGAUGAACGGCUUAACAGACGGAGAGGAAGACAGCUCAGGGGAACUGCAGCCCUGUAAGAGUGCCACUGCUCCAGAGCUGGAUGAUGUCUAUUAUAAGAGCAUGCCAAAUUUGGGCUCCAGGAAUCACCUGCACGAGCUACAGAGCUACUACCACAUGGGCCGCGGAGGCAGCGAUGGAUACAUGGUGUCUGGGAACAAGGAGGAGUCUGAUUCUUCGCCUGAGGAGCCGCCCAUAGACCCUUCCCACCUGGUUACCAGUCUAUAGAGCCAAUCAAGAGACUUCUGUCCCUCCCCGGCCCACUCUCACAUUUCCAACCUUUCAAUGAAAACAUUCUGUGUUAUUGACUGACAGACUGAGCUGGCCUGCCCCUGGAUUGAUGUACUGUGUGUGACAUUAACAAUGGUUCAUGACAAUAUGGUUAAUAUACGCUGGUCAAAUGAAAGCAGGGACUGAAUGUAUUGUCAUAAAUGGUGCAGACUGAGAGGGCGGUUGUGAAAGACUUUUUGUGAACAUCAAACAGAAAUGUAACUCUUGGAACCUGGAAAGGAAAGGAAAGGAAGGGGGGGGGGGGAUUCUGUAAUUUUGCCCUACCUGUUGCUUUAAUUUGGAAACUUGGAUUGACCGUAGCCCUACAAUAUCCCCAAUAUGGACCUCUAGCAGAUCAUAGCAAAUAGUCUCCACCACAAACACUACAGGGGCAAGGCCCCCAGCCCUGGCUAAAGGAGCUGCUUGUCUAUUUGUCUGUAUGUCUGUCUCUCUGUUUCACUCUUAAAGACACGUACUGGGAUGAUGUUUCCACCCCUCCAAAGGGUAGAGCAGGAUAUUCAACUCUGGUGUUCAUAACAUAAACUGGCCACAAAGACGCCCCGCCCCACUACCUGCCAAUCAAGUGGUGGAUGUACGAUAUAUGCCCUCACUACUGAUCAUCCCAAAAACGAUUUUACCGGACAACCGAACUGUAACCAUAUCACGCUGAUGUUCUUAAUUCUCUUCCUGUUCGUAUCUGCUAAACUGGAGUUGUGUCUGGGCUGGUGUAACAUUCCUGCAAGUGGUAGUGACUACGGCUACUGUGUAUUUCACUGAAAACAAAGAAGGAAGAUCAUAUUACAACAGACUGAAUUAAUAAAAAAGAAUGGGUUCCGUUUCUUCUCCUUUCUCCUGUAAAAGUUUUCAGUUAUCAAAGGAUUAUGAAGAAAUCACAAACUGUUUCUAUGUAUUGUACAGAAUACAGAUGCAGAUACAAAUGUUGCAUAUGACCAAGUCGUUUAUUUUUUAACUUUACGUUGCAAACCUUUUGUCUGUGGAACUAUUCUGAAAUGUCAUGAUAUUUUCUAGUCACGUGUAGACUACAGAAUGAGCAAGGAACAAUCUUUCAUGUCACUCUUUCGUAAAUACAGACAGUUAAGAAGUCAUUAAUUAAUACGCAUAUACCCUACGCACACUUCAUUCUGGACCUUUUAUAGCAACACCACUGUCAGUUACAUUUUGCAAAUCAACUGUUACUAUAUACUUUAUCACUGUGUAGAUUUAAAACUAAAGGGAAAAUGAACUAGCUAAGUUCUGAAAGAGAGGAUUACUAAGGAAAUGCUACAUUUUAGUCUUUGCCGGAAGUGGGUCUCAUCUCAUUUGUUCUUGAAUAAAGCAUUUCCUUUCUUGAGGCACAAGGAGGAGCCUGGGUGAAAAAAAAAAAUUGCAAAGAUACCAGAUAUUUGGAGAAACACAAGAGUGGUUUACAAAGCAUAUCUUCUCUAUUGCCAAAUAUUCUACCAAUUGACAUUACCUUGCUGUGCUGGUUGAGAUCUUACUGUACAGAAAAAGAAUGCUGAGAUAAUAAAUGUCAUUCUCUAAACUAAUAAAAGAGAAUUUCCACUAUAUCCACUAUUUGAAAAAGGGUGUGCCUCACCUGUGAAAUGCCAUGAUUACACCAUAUAUGUGUCCUAAAGAAGUGAAAACUCUGCACAUAGCAGCACUGUCCAAUGUGGAAAGCCAAUGUUUACUUAUUUAGGAGGAAAAUUUCAUAAGUGUAUGAAGUGUAGCUUGCACAUGUAUCCCACAAGCCCCUUCCAUGUCCCCAAGAGAGAAAUUAUUUAUUUAUCUGUUUAUUGGUUUAAAGACAGCAAAACAAGCUUGGAGGAAAGAAAGCUGGCUUUAGGCAGGAGUAAAUAAAAUGGCACUGGGUUUGUUUUUUGUUUUUUGUUUUUUUUAAAUUAUUAUGAUCAUGAUUAUUAUUACAAUAUUAUGCUAAUUAUUUAUUCUUUUUGUAUGGGUUCCAAGUUGAAUGAUCUCAUAACUAAUAUUUGUUGUAACAGUGAAAGUUGUUUGCCAACAAAUAAAUUACUGACAUAGCUUUGCGGUUUUCCGCCUCUUGAGUGUUAUCAGUUAUUACA
Molecule: messenger RNA, 7418 nt
Organism: Xiphias gladius (swordfish)
Lineage: Eukaryota; Metazoa; Chordata; Actinopteri; Istiophoriformes; Xiphiidae
Gene: adgrl3.1
Product: adhesion G protein-coupled receptor L3.1
Exons: 24
Coding region: 589-5295 (1568 amino acids)
Biological process (GO): synapse assembly; adenylate cyclase-activating G protein-coupled receptor signaling pathway; brain development
Cellular component (GO): membrane; cell-cell junction; axon
Molecular function (GO): G protein-coupled receptor activity; carbohydrate binding
Source: RefSeq, a predicted model, not a curated record